CCAACAGGAAAUGAAACAUCUAACCGAAUUACUCUCUCACACACACAGCUGACCAUACAACAGUAUAGAACACCCCCUUCGGGCCAUGGAGAUCCGAAAACAUUCAUUGUUGUUUUACGAGAGAGAAAAAAGAAACGACAAAGUGGCGCGGUAGCAUCAGUCAAAACAAGUCCGAGACAUGCUAGCACUCCGACACAUUUAUCUCCUGUAUAGUAGAAAACGCAAGGCGAAAGGGAAAUAAGAAAGAACGGAACCGUCGGUGCCGACAGCCAGAGAAGAAAAAACUCUCCUUGCCUUUUCCCCUUCGCCCAAAAUUAUUAGAUACACGCAGAGGCAGCCAGUCAACAGCAGGACAGUCGUUAUCGAACCAUUACAGUCUCCCAAAGUGACGACAUGGUCAGCAGUAAGAAAUCAACCAACGGUGGCGGACAUCACACGAAUCCAGUGCCAGAGCAAUUGCGGAUCAAAUGCGGGAAGAAACUCCAUUGCCGGUACUGGGAGCCCACCGUAUCGCCCAGAGGUUUGGUCAUGCUGAUCCACGGAUUAGCAGAACAUUUGGGAUGUUAUGAAGAGCUGGGAUGCCGGAUGGCCGCCGAGAAUUUCCUGGCAUUCGGUCACGAUCACCUUGGACACGGAAUGAGCGAUGGGCACCGCGUUCACGUCGAGUCGAUAGAUGACUACGUCAACGACAUCCUCAAUCACAUCCAGCUGAUGCGCGAAGAGCAUCCGCAGAUCCCAAUCUUCGCUGUCGGACACUCGAUGGGUGGAAUGAUUCUCCUGUCGGCUGCAUUGAAGGAGCCAACGGCAUUCGAUGGAGUCGUCUUGAUGGGACCGCUGAUUCACAUCGAUCCGAACCUCGCUUCGCCCGUCAAACUCUGGGCCGCCCGAUUGCUUAGCCGUGUCACUCCUCACCUUGCGGUGAGCAAAUUGACUGUUGAACACAUUACCAGCGAUCAAGGCGAACAGGAAUUGAUCAAAAACGAUCCACUGGUCUGGAAAGGCGGCGUCAAAUGCAAAUGGGCCACAGCGACUCAUGAAUGCCUUGUGGAAAUUAACAAGAAACUGACGUCGAUGAAGGUCCCAUUCGCGGUUCUUCACGCGGAGCAAGACAAAUUAUGUAAUGUUCUGGGCUCAAAAGUCCUUUUCGAGAAAGCUCAAGUCAAGGAUAAAUACCUGAAAGUUUUCCCGGUCGGAUGCCAUCACCUCUAUCGUGAAACUCAAAUCAUCCGCCAGGAAGCACUCGAUGACACCGUUUCGUGGAUCUGUCAGCGCGUGCCCAGUCGGACUUGAGAUUUGUUUUUGAUUUUUGUUUUAAUUUUUUCCAAAAAAUGGCCUCGUUCCUUAUGGUCUCUCUUAAAUUUUCAAAAUGAAAAAUCCCUUAUACUUCCUCUUUAUAUCAUUCCAAAACGUUAUAUGCAAUUAGGGGUGCAAUCAAUGAUUUCUAAUUCAAAAAUUAAUUCUUAUCAAGAAUAAAGGUUGUGGUGGUUAUUCCAUAAUUCCAGAAUACGGAAUGGAUAUCAAAUUAAAAAAAAAACCUUUGCUUUUAAAUAAUAAUAAAAAAAUGACUCGUGUGUAAUAAUGUAACUUUUGGAACACCAAAAAUAUAUGAUACUCCACAUUU
Messenger RNA from Daphnia pulex (common water flea), 1621 nucleotides. Its product is annotated as monoglyceride lipase-like. Lineage: Eukaryota; Metazoa; Arthropoda; Branchiopoda; Diplostraca; Daphniidae. Bases 394 to 1290 code for a protein of 298 amino acids. The record is from RefSeq and is a predicted model, not a curated record. Gene Ontology annotation, molecular function: lipase activity. The transcript is spliced from 8 exons. Gene Ontology annotation, cellular component: membrane.